UUCUUUUUCAUUCAAAAGGGAAAUUUUCCAAUUUCUGCACUUUUUUUCUUUCUUCUUCUUCUUUUCUUCUUGGUAUUUCUCAUUAUAUCAUUCCCUCAUGUCCUUCUCCUCUUUUUUCUAUCUUCCUCUACUACCGUUCAUUUUCUUAUUAUUAUUAUCAUUAAUUUCAAUAUAUGACAAGUUGAUAUUAGCUGACCAGACAGUCGUUACCACUUCAUUUAUUCAAACUCUAUCUUUGAAAAGAUUAUACCACUAUCAUUCCAAUUCUCUUCAUCGAUACCGACGUCGACCUUCAAAAGUACUGCAACAAAAUAUCAACGACACUUUUUAUACAAUGAAACAAACCUUGGACUAUUAUUCAAAACCCUCGAAAGAAUCAUUGAACUACUUUUUACAACGUCGUAUCUCUCGGUGGCAGGUUGUUCCUUCAACUCAUAUAACAAUGGAAUCUACUUGGGGAUUUGUACCUGACGUGACCGAUCAUGCUACAGUACUUUCCAUGGCAAAAAUGUCUUAUGAUGCUUAUUCGGUAGUAGGUGGGUCAGACUGGUAUGACUUGGAUAACCAAUGGGUAGUGAAUGAUACCUUUGGAUGGAAUGAAGAUGGAUUGAAGGGUCACGUCUUUGGAAAUACGGAUAAUUCUUUGAUGGUGAUCGUUAUCAAGGGAACAACGGCUGGUUUAUUUACGAAUGAUCCUACUGGUGAAAAAGAUAAACUGAAUGAUAAUAUGCUCUUCUCUUGCUGUUGUGCAAGAAUUAGUCGUUUAUGGACUCCUGUUUGUGAUUGUUACCAAGGAAAUGAAUAUCGUUGUGAAAAUUCUUGUAUUGAAAAAGCCAUUUUGAAUGAAGAAUUAUAUUAUGAUCAUGCUCUAGCAGUGUACAGAGAUAUUAGUGAUCAAUAUCCGGAAGCUACUAUAUUUAUGACAGGUCAUUCUCUUGGUGGUGCUUUGGCUGCAUUAGUGGGUCAAACAUAUGGAGUUCCUGCUGUAUCAUUUGAAUCUCCUGGAGAUCGUUUAGCUGCAAGACGAUUACAUUUACCUCAAGCUCCUGGUUCUCGUACACCUAUUUUUCAUUUUGGUCAUACUGCUGAUCCUAUAUUUAUUGGUUUAUGUACCGGUAUUUCAAGUUCUUGUUGGUAUGGUGGGUUUGCAAUGGAAACACGAUGUCAUACAGGAAAGGCAUGUGUUUGGGAUACAGUUAAUGAACAUGGAUGGAAAGUAGAUAUUAGAUCUCACAGGAUUGGUGAUGUCAUUGAAAAAAUUCUGAACAAACCUGAAGAAUUUCCAUUACCAAGAUGUCUUCCUGAACGAGACUGUGUCGAUUGUGGUUUAUGGGACUUUAUUGAUGAUCGUGAUUCUCCUGGGAUAUAUAGAAAUAAAUCUAGUAAUAGUUGUAACAUAUAGUGUGUAUUUAUAUAGAUAUUUAGUUUUACUUUAUAGUGUAGUUUUAAUUUGUUUUUGUUUUGUUAAUUAGCAAUAAAUAAAAAAAACCACUCCUCC
This is a messenger RNA of Halteromyces radiatus, 1498 nucleotides long. Its product is annotated as alpha/beta-hydrolase. The record is from RefSeq and is a predicted model, not a curated record. Gene Ontology annotation, biological process: multivesicular body membrane disassembly; neutral lipid catabolic process; macroautophagy. NCBI's taxonomy places the organism in Eukaryota, Fungi, Mucoromycota, Mucoromycetes, Mucorales, Cunninghamellaceae. Gene Ontology annotation, molecular function: glycerophospholipase activity. Bases 98 to 1402 code for a protein of 434 amino acids. The transcript is spliced from 6 exons.